CUCGCCAGGUGCCUAUCCAACCCCUACGGAGUUACCAAAACACAGUCAUCUUCCCUUCAGCGAAGGGAUGUACAGACCAGACUCCCAAAGCUAGUCCACACCGUUACCGAGCCGACCUCAUCCUGUUACGUACCUACUACUUUUGGGGUCGUUUCUGUCGCCGACAAUGUCCGUCAGAGAAGCCUCCCACGCCGGUUCAUGGUACUCUGAUAACGGACGACAACUGGCUGCGCAGUUAGAUUCAUGGCUGUCGAAAGUGCCGGAGAAAGAGGUUCUGCCCGGAGUGGACAAACUACCGUUACCAGGUGCCAGAGUGGUCAUCUCACCUCAUGCCGGGUACGCCUAUUCAGGUCCUGCCGCGGCAUGGGCGUACAAGUGUCUUGACUUAUCCCAAGCGAAACGAAUCUUCAUCCUACAUCCCUCCCAUCACCAUCAUCUGAGUACAGCUGCCCUCCCUGUCGUCGAAGCCUACGAAACUCCUCUCUCCGACGAACCUCUCCCCCUAGACCUCGAAACCCUCAAAGAACUAUCCUCCCUCACCACAACCACUGCCAAUGGCCGAACGGUCAAGUUCACCACCAUGUCCCAACCGGUGGACGAAGCUGAACACAGUGCGGAAAUGCAACUGCCAUACAUCCACCGCCUACUGCAAAAGCUCUAUCCGAACCAGCCCGCGUCCUCGUAUCCUCCUCUCGUCCCCAUCAUGGUCGGCGGUACCAAUUCCGCAACCGAGGCGGCACUGGGCAAGAUGUUGGCUCCCUACAUCGCCGACGAGAGAAACGCUUUUGUGAUCUCCUCGGACUUUUGUCAUUGGGGAAGUAGAUUCGGCUACACAUACUACCUACCUGAUGCCCCCAGUCCUGCCUUGUCGCCAUUGAUGUUGCCGAACGGGGUCCGUGGUGAAUACACGACUGCGAAAGAAUCGGUGAAUGAAGAUGUCCACAAGGUGCCCACGUUAGGGCAAGGCCAGCAACUGAGAAGUAGUAGCAAGGUACCACCGCAUCACGGUGGUCCUCGGAUAUACGAAAGCAUCGCUCACGCAGACAGAGCGUGUAUGUGUGCCAUUGCGACAGGAAAACAUGGAGAGUUCCUGAGGGCUUUGGGUGAGACCGGAAAUACUGUCUGUGGUAGGCACCCCAUCGGCGUUUUCAUGGCCGGCGUUGAGGAGAUUGAACGAUUAGAAAAGGAAAAAGACAAAACAGGAGAUGAUUCUGACAACGCCACUCGACGGAGCUUUCGGUUCAUGAGGUAUGAGAGAAGUAGUGAUGCUGAAACGGUGCGGGAUAGCAGUGUCAGUUAUGUCAGUGCCUUUGCAGUUCUUUGAUGAGCAAAGCAAUUUUCGGAGUACGAGUUAUAGAGCCGCAGCUUAAAAGAGCCAGUCUUUUUCGUAAAAUGAAUUCUUG
Messenger RNA from Exophiala oligosperma, 1403 nucleotides. RefSeq names its product AmmeMemoRadiSam system protein B. The record is from RefSeq and is a predicted model, not a curated record. The transcript has a single exon. The coding region runs from base 167 to 1324 and encodes 385 amino acids. NCBI's taxonomy places the organism in Eukaryota, Fungi, Ascomycota, Eurotiomycetes, Chaetothyriales, Herpotrichiellaceae.